Messenger RNA from Erythranthe guttata (spotted monkey flower), 462 nucleotides. RefSeq lists its product as uncharacterized. The record is from RefSeq and is a predicted model, not a curated record. Lineage: Eukaryota; Viridiplantae; Streptophyta; Magnoliopsida; Lamiales; Phrymaceae.
AUGACGUCAUCACCGCCGUUGCUGACGUCAGAUACAACGACGACAACCGUCGCUUGGAACGAGACAUUUUCUCUGGACUGUUCAGGCAGCAAAGAAUCCAUCGAACGUCUCCGACAAGAAACCCUAGUCCUCGAGCUCCGGCAGAGGAGCGCCGCACCGUUCGUCGGCAGAUUACGGGGAUCGGAACUCGUCGGAAAAGCUGAGGUCCCGUGGAGAACCUUAUUGCCGGACUCGACGGAAAGUAUCGAGAUUGAGAGAUGGGUUCCGAUGUUACCGGAAAAUGGGGGUGUUGUUAAUUAUGGUGAUGAGUUGCCGGCGGUGCAAAUAGCUAUGAAAACUAAUCGGAGAACUGAGAGAAAGAAAAUAAGCGGCGCGUGUGGUUGCGUGGACGGUGGGUGUAGUUAUAACUCUUGUGUAGAUUAUGAGUUUUUCGCCAUUGAUGCUGCUUUAGAAGUUCUGUAA